CGAGCAGCUGAUGCAGCUGUACAGCGCCCGACAGCGCCGGCGUCUCAAUCGGGGUCUGCGCCGCAAGCAGCACUCCUUGCUGAAGCGCCUGCGUAAGGCCAAGAAGGAGGCACCGCCCAUGGAGAAGCCGGAGGUGGUGAAGACCCACUUGCGGGACAUGAUCAUCCUCCCCGAGAUGGUGGGCAGCAUGGUCGGUGUGUACAACGGCAAGACCUUCAACCAGGUGGAGAUCAAGCCCGAAAUGAUCGGUCACUACCUGGGGGAAUUCUCCAUCACGUACAAGCCGGUGAAGCACGGCCGGCCUGGCAUCGGUGCCACCCACUCCUCCAGGUUCAUCCCUCUGCAGGAAA
Messenger RNA from Cariama cristata (Red-legged seriema), 350 nucleotides. It is a transcript of the gene RPS15, whose product is annotated as ribosomal protein S15. Gene Ontology annotation, biological process: translation; ribosomal small subunit assembly. The record is from RefSeq and is a predicted model, not a curated record. Gene Ontology annotation, molecular function: structural constituent of ribosome; RNA binding. Lineage: Eukaryota; Metazoa; Chordata; Aves; Cariamiformes; Cariamidae. The annotation marks the transcript as partial. Gene Ontology annotation, cellular component: ribosome; cytosolic small ribosomal subunit. The transcript has 2 exons.